UGAAUAUCAAACUUGGAAUUUCCCACUAUUUGAUUUCAAGGGACUAAAGUAAGAAAAGAAAAUUACAGGGGGGGAAAAUGUGAUAGUAAACAAAAGUUUAAGGGGUAAAAGUGAAAUUAACCCUGAAGGCUGCAACAGUUAUCCACCCAUUCUCAAAAACUUGGUUGAUCAAUGAUCGGAGUUUGCAGCAUUCAGCUGUCACUCUCAGCGCGGCCGGUUUCCGCCGGCUUCCGCCAACUUCCGCCGUUAGUAUGUGUGCUAACCAAACAAGGCCAGCGGCUUCUCUCCUCCAUCGCCACCAGCGAACAGCCAUCAGCCGCCAUUAGCUUGCUCCGCAAAUUCGUGGCCUCAUCUUCCAAACACGUGGCACUCUCCACCCUUUCCCAUCUCCUCUCCCCCUCCACCUCUCACCCUCGUCUCUCCUCCCUCGCAUUUCCAUUGUACGGAAUAAUCGAGCAGGAAUCGUGGUUUACCUGGAACUCUAAGCUCGUCGCAGAUUUGAUUUCGUUGUUGUAUAAGGCAGAAAGGUUUGACGAAGCGGAUAAUUUGUUUGGUGAAACAGUUUCGAAAUUAGGGUUCAAAGAACGAGAUUUGUGCACGUUCUACUGCAAUUUAGUAGAUUCUCAUGCUAAGCACAUGUCCGAAAGAGGGGUUUCGGAUUCUUGCACACGAUUAAAACAGCUGAUUUUGGCUUCAUCUUCCGUUUAUGUGAAGCAGAAAGGGUAUGAAUCAAUGAUUGCUGGAUUUUGCGAAAUCGGAUCGCCUGAUAAGGCUGAGAAUUUGAUGGAAGAAAUGAGACAGAAUGGGCUGAAACCAUCUGCAUUCGAGUUGAGAACACUUGUCUACGGAUAUGGGCAGAUGGGAUUACUUGAAGAUAUGAAGAGAAGUGUUGGUCAAAUGGAGAAGGAAGGGUUCGAAUUGGAUACAGUGUGUUAUAAUAUGGUGCUUUCAUCAUUCGGUGCUCGAAAUGAGUUUCUUGAUAUGCUCUUGUGGUUGAAGAAGAUGAGGAAUUCGGGCAUACCCUUUUCGAUUAGAACUUAUAAUUCGGUUCUAAAUUCAUGUCCGACGGUUAUAUUGUUGUUGGAAGAUAUGAAAAGUUUGCCUCUUUCGGUGAAUGAGUUGGUGGAUAAUUUGAAAACUGGCGAGGCGGAUUUGGUGUUGGAAUUGAUGAAAUCGGAUGUUCUUGAUCAGGUAAUGGAGUGGAAGUCAACGGAGUUGAAGCUGGAUAUGCAUGGAAUGCAUUUGAGUACUGCUUAUUUGAUACUCCUUCAAUGGUUCAAGGAGUUGAAAGUGAGGUUUGGUGAUGGAAAUCACGAAACUCCAACUGAGAUUUUGGUGGUUUGUGGGAGUGGAAAGCAUAGUUCUAAAAGAGGAGAAUCGCCGGUGAAAGUUUUGGCGAAAGAAAUGGUGACGAGGAUGAAAUGCCCGUUGAGGAUUGAUAGGAAGAAUAUUGGGUGCUUCAUUGGCAAAGGAAAAACUUUCAAGGAUUGGUUGUGUAAUGAGGAUUCCAACAAAAACCCUGCAGAAAUUAUCAAGGCACAAGUAUAAAUAAUUUGAUGCAAUGUCACUUUGAAUUUGUUUUGGAAAAGCAUAAAAGUUGAUCAAUAGACCCAGCUAAAACA
Erythranthe guttata (spotted monkey flower) is the source of this 1622-nucleotide messenger RNA. Its product is annotated as pentatricopeptide (PPR) repeat-containing protein. The record is from RefSeq and is a predicted model, not a curated record. Gene Ontology annotation, molecular function: protein binding. Lineage: Eukaryota; Viridiplantae; Streptophyta; Magnoliopsida; Lamiales; Phrymaceae.